This is a messenger RNA of Metarhizium album ARSEF 1941, 657 nucleotides long. Its product is annotated as GCN5-like 1. Bases 1 to 657 code for a protein of 218 amino acids. Gene Ontology annotation, cellular component: BLOC-1 complex. Lineage: Eukaryota; Fungi; Ascomycota; Sordariomycetes; Hypocreales; Clavicipitaceae. The transcript has a single exon. The record is from RefSeq and is a predicted model, not a curated record. Gene Ontology annotation, biological process: endosomal transport.
AUGCAGACGACCAGUACGCACACGCACACGCACACGCACACGCACACGCACACGCACACGCUGCACCGCACGCUCCCGUCGCAGGAGACGCAGCGCCACGUCGCCGAGGCCCGGGCCGCCGUCGUCGCCUCCCUGGGCAACCUGAUCGACUCGGAGCUCCAGUCGCGCGCUGGCAUCCUGCACGACAACGCCGCCGCGCUGGACAGGCAGGAGCGGGACGUGCUCCGCGCCACCGACGGCCUGCGCCGCGAGGCGGGGAGGCUCGCGAGGGAGGCGGACGCCGCUGCGAGAAGGGUCAAGGAGCUGGGCAAUGUGCAGAACUGGGCCGAGGUCUUGGAGAGGGGGUUCCUGGUGCUCGAGGAGACGGUGCGGCUGGCGGACCGGGAGCGCGAGAGCGAGAGCGGGAGCUGUAGUUGUAGCGAGUGCGAGGGCGGCACGGCCGGCGGUGACGACGACGACGACGACGACGACGACGAGUACGUCGAGGGGGAGGGUAUGAUGGAUGUGGAUGUUGACCUGGCAAACAGCAUGCAUCGGGAUGGGAACCAGGGCAAGGGCGUGGAGACGGAAGGGUUGGCGGCGGGUGCCGACGUCGAUAUGGCGACGGCGACGGCGACGGCGAGAGGAGCGCAUGGUCGGAUGCCAGCAGAAGCUUGA